AUGGGCGCGCCUAUCACCGUCUCGACCUGCUCCCUCAACCAGUGGGCGCUCGACUUUGACGGGAACAAGCAGCGCAUCCUCGAGUCCAUCGCCCUCGCAAAGCAUGCCGGUUCCACCCUCCGCGUCGGCCCAGAGCUCGAGAUCCCCGGCUACGGCUGCUUUGACCACUUUCUCGAGCCCGACACCGUCCUCCACUCCUGGCAGGUCCUCGCAGAGAUCCUCGCAUCCGACGCCACAGACGGCAUCCUCUGCGACCUCGGCAUGCCCGUCCUCCACCGCUCCACCCUCUACAACUGCCGCAUCCUCGUCCUCAACCGCCGCAUCCUCCACAUCCGCCCAAAAAUGUGGCUCGCAAACGACGGAAACUACAGAGAGAUGCGCUACUUUACCCCCUGGUCCAGGCGCGGCGAGACCGACGCCUACACCGUCCCCAGCUUCGUCGAAAAAGUCUGCGGACAGCACGACGUCCCCUUUGGCGACGCAGUCGUAAGCACCCGCGACACCGUCAUCGGCGUAGAGCUCUGCGAGGAGCUCUUUACCCCGGACAGCCCGCACAUUGCCAUGGGACUCGACGGCGUCGAAAUCUUUACCAACUCGAGCGCGAGCCACCACGAGCUGCGCAAGCUCUACCGCCGCGUCGAGCUCAUCAAGGAGGCCACGCUCAAGCUCGGAGGCAUCUAUCUCUACGCAAACCAGCAGGGCUGCGACGGCGACCGGCUCUACUACGACGGCUGCCCGCUCAUCGCCGUCAACGGCGCCAUCGUCGCCCAGGGCUCGCAGUUCUCGCUCGACGACGUGCAGGUGGUCAGCGCCACGGUCGACCUCGACGAUGUCCGCGCCCACCGCGCCGCAAAGAGCCGCGGCAUGCAGGCCGCCGUCCAGCGCGGCGGCCCAGAGUGGGGCAACGGCCAGAGCCGCGGCUACCGCCGCAUCCCCGCCGACAUCGAAAUGGGACGCUCGCAGGAGUUUGGCUCCGAGACGCCCAGGACGCUGGCCAGGCAGCUGGUGCUCAAGGCCACCUCAAAGCCCAUCGAGGUCCGGUACCACACGCCCGAGGAGGAGAUUGCCCUCGGCCCCGCCUGCUGGCUGUGGGACUACGUGCGCCGAUCGCGUACCCAGGGCUACUUUAUCCCGCUCUCGGGCGGCAUCGACUCGUGCGCCACGGCCGUCAUCGUGUUUAGCAUGUGCCGGCUGGUCGUGGCGGCGUGCAACCAAGCCGACGAGCCAGACUCGGCCGCCGCCGCCGCCGCCGCCGGCGGCGGGCAGGGGCAGGAGGGCGUGCGCUUCCUCGCCACGCCGCCCAUCCUCAAGACGCAGACCAAGCAGCAGGUGCUCGACGACGUGCGCCGGAUCGCGGGCGAAAAGGAGGGCUCCACCUGGGUCCCGCAGACGCCGCAAGAGGUGGCCAACCGGAUCUUUGUGACGUGCUACAUGGGCACCGAGAACUCGAGCGCCGAGACGCGGGGACGCGCCAAGCAGCUGGCCGAGGACAUUGGAUCCUACCACAUCGACCUCAACAUGGACAUUGUGGUGCGGGCGAUCCUGUCGCUCUUCACCAUGGUGACGUCCAAGACGCCGCGGUUCAAGGUGCACGGCGGCUCGGCGGGCGAGAACCUGGCGCUGCAAAACAUCCAGGCGCGCCUGCGCAUGCUGCUAGCCUACAUGUUUGCGCAGCUGGUGCCGUGGGUGCGCGGCGGGUGGGGCGGCCUGCUGGUGCUGGGCAGCGCCAACGUCGACGAGAGCCUGCGAGGCUACCUGACCAAGUACGACUGCUCUUCGGCCGACGUCAACCCGAUUGGCGGCAUCUCCAAGACGGACCUGAAGCGCUUCAUCGCGUACGCGCGCGACGCAUUCGAGCUGCCGGUGCUGCACGACUUCCUCACUGCCGUGCCCACGGCCGAGCUCGAGCCCAUCACAAAGGAAUACGUCCAGGCCGACGAGGCCGACAUGGGGAUGACGUACGACGAGCUGUCCAUCUUUGGGCGGCUGCGCAAGGUGGGCAAGUGCGGGCCGUACGGCAUGUUUAACAAGCUGCUGCUCGAGUGGGGCCCGACGAUGGAGCCGGCGCGCAUCGCGGAAAAGGUCAAGCUCUUCUUUUUCGAGUACGCGCGCAACCGCCACAAGAUGACGACGCUGACGCCGAGCUACCAUGCGGAGUCGUACAGCCCCGAUGACAACCGCUUUGACCUGCGCCCGUUCCUGUACCCGAGCCGGUUCCCGUUCCAGUUCCGCAAGAUUGACGAGCUGGUCGAGCAGCUGCAGUACACGCCGUCGUCGUAG
This is a messenger RNA of Pseudozyma flocculosa PF-1, 2280 nucleotides long. RefSeq lists its product as uncharacterized. The record is from RefSeq and is a predicted model, not a curated record. Gene Ontology annotation, biological process: NAD+ biosynthetic process. The transcript has 10 exons. Gene Ontology annotation, molecular function: ATP binding; NAD+ synthase (glutamine-hydrolyzing) activity; glutaminase activity. Bases 1 to 2280 code for a protein of 759 amino acids. Gene Ontology annotation, cellular component: cytoplasm. NCBI's taxonomy places the organism in Eukaryota, Fungi, Basidiomycota, Ustilaginomycetes, Ustilaginales, Ustilaginaceae.